Molecule: messenger RNA, 1482 nt
Organism: Cannabis sativa
Lineage: Eukaryota; Viridiplantae; Streptophyta; Magnoliopsida; Rosales; Cannabaceae
Exons: 2
Coding region: 485-1255 (256 amino acids)
Source: RefSeq, a predicted model, not a curated record
CGUAGGUCUUCAUAAUGGCUUCUACUGUUUUAGCAAAUGGGCGACUUCUGAGAUCAAUGGAGUAGAAGGAAUGGUAUCGAACAUGGGGGACUGGAAAUCGAAGUGGUUUUAUGUCUUUAAAGUCCCUGGGAUUAGAACUGACUUUAAUCGCAGACCUAGUAUGUCGCAUGUUUUUUUAACUUAGACAUUUUCUGAAUUACUUUUGAGAUCUUUUGCUUACUCGCUCUUUCUUGUUCUCGCAGAUAGACCAGUUCGACCGGCACUUGACGCGACUCGCAGAGAGACAGCUGAAAUCCUUGGGAGCCUUCCGGUACAAGAUCGCGACUGUCGAUUACUGUGUACAACUGCGAAGUUGCGAGAACACCAGCUGAUUCCUAAGAACGCAAGUCUUCAAAGGGAGCCAGUAUACAAAGAACCAUCCGAGAGGCAACAAGAGCGGAUAGACAAACGCCUCUCCAAGCAAACUUCUCGACCAAUCUCAGAUAUGACUUUUUUGAAGUCCGCACCUGUCCUGAAGAUCAAGCCGAAGGGUGGAGCAACGACGACCUCGCCCGUUGUCGCCCAAAAGAGGAAGAGCGAUGCGAUGGCUACCCUUGCCACAGACUCUUCCAAGAAGCUGGCCAAGACCGCACAGGACAAGGGGAAGAAAGUCGUAAUCGAUCCACCUGUUCGAGCUCGCGACUUCUUAGCCAUGCAGGAGAAGUUCCUGGCCGAGAUCCCUUCUGAGGAGCUUGUUACGCGCUCUGCUGAGUUGGCCGUGCAGUCGAUGACCCUGUUCAUAAAAGCUGCUGCCACUCCUUCGAAGGAAGCUGACUCGCUGAAGAGGCAAAAUGCCCAGUUUCAGGAGAACAUAAAAAGGUUGAAGCAAGAAGCGGCUAGGAAGGAGAAGGAGCUUGAAGAACUUAACAAGGCUAAGGAGCAGGCGGAGCUCGAGGUCAAGAACUCGCGGGCGACGAUUGAGGAGAUGACUCGCGAUUUGGAGGCUGAGAAAGAGAACGGGAAGAAACAAUAUGAUCAGGCAGUGUCUGAUUACAUUUACACCACUCUUUCCAAAGUUCCAGACUUUGACUUCUCUCUCCUCGGAGCAGAAGCCGCUGAAAUGGCCGAGGCUUUUCGUGCCAUGUCGCCUACUCAGACCCAAGGUGGUGGAGGGAACCUUCCUGAUGAGGUCGAGGGUGCGGAUGCUGAAGAAGUCGAGAACGAGGUCAUCAGCAAAGUCGCGGAUGAGGCUGCUCCUGUUGCUCCAGAUGUCUAAUUUUCCUCUAUGUUAUGCUUUUUAAUUUUACUUCUCUCUUUUUCUUUAUAUGCGGUACAAGGGUACUCGCGCUUUUGUACUUAGACAAAUUUCCUUUUAUUUUGGACAAAUUUAUAUCCUCGCGGGGAUAAUUAUCCUUUAACAUUUUCUCAGUACAUGGGUACUCGCGUUUUCUAUAUAUAUAUUUGCGACUUUAAUUACAACUUGGUGUAAUAAGUAGAAAUAUU